AUGGCUCCGCCGCUGCCGAUUCGACGGCUGAUUGAAAAGACCGCCGAGUACGUGGUAAAGAACGGUCCUGAGUUUGAGGAGAAGAUCCGCAAAAACAAUACUGACCACAAGUUCGAUUUCUUAUUGGCUGACGACGAAUGGCACCCGUAUUACCUCGAAGUGCUCGAGGCUGCCAAACAGGAUUCUAAGCCGCUGCUGGACAGUGGCGCCAAGCCUGAGAUCAAACAAGCUCCGCCUGAACUUCAUUUCAUCACUCCGUUACCCACAAUUAGUACUAGGGACUAUGAAGUGGUUAAAUUGGUGGCUAAAUACACCGCGGUCAAUGGUGACGAGUAUGCUACCAAACUCCAAGAACACUACAAAAACGACCCCAUUUACGACUUUAUCCGUGAAGAGCACCAUUUCCAUAAGCUAUUCCGUCGGCUUGUGGAUCAGUACCGCCGGUUAAUUGAGCUCAAUGAGGCUCGUCUUAAUGGCACUCCUAACGAGUAUUUGGACCAGUUGAAGGAGACGGCGAAGGACUUUUCUACAGUGUUCCCUCGAGCUACUGAACGCAGUCGGUAUAUCACCCGUACCAAGGAGGUUAAAUCUGAGGAGAAAGAGGCUAAGAAGAAGCAGUGGCUCCACUUCGCUAGUAUCCCGUGGACGGAGUUUACCGUGGUGGGAGUGGUUGAGUUUACUGAAGUCGAUGAAGUACAACAACUUGACCCGCCAUUAUCGUUGAAGGAGCUCCAGUAUAAGCUGAUUAGUCGCCAAUUGCCAAAGGAAGAUGAAGCUAACGAAGAUGAUAAAGUGGACGAUGAGGAAGAGGAAGAAGUGGUGCCUAAGCUGCUUAAGGGGAAGAUCCGCAAGCAACCGACCAAGGCUAAAUCUUCCUUGCCUACAAGCGAUUUGGUGAAGUGUCCUCUCACUGGUAAGAUGAUCCCUGCCCUGAGAUUUGACGAGCACUUGAGAGCACACUUGCGUGACCCUGCCUACCGUACCGAGAGGGAGAAUUAUAUCCGCAAGAACUUCUCUGCGGGGCUGAAUAUCAGUACCGAUGAUGUGGUGGCCAAUAUCCAGCGUAUGGUCCGUAAACGUGGGUCCGCCGAUGUUGAGGAGUAA
This is a messenger RNA of Diutina rugosa, 1104 nucleotides long. RefSeq lists its product as uncharacterized. Gene Ontology annotation, cellular component: U2 snRNP; U2-type prespliceosome; catalytic step 2 spliceosome. The record is from RefSeq and is a predicted model, not a curated record. The transcript has a single exon. NCBI's taxonomy places the organism in Eukaryota, Fungi, Ascomycota, Pichiomycetes, Serinales, Debaryomycetaceae. Gene Ontology annotation, molecular function: RNA binding. The coding region runs from base 1 to 1104 and encodes 367 amino acids. Gene Ontology annotation, biological process: mRNA cis splicing, via spliceosome; regulation of alternative mRNA splicing, via spliceosome.